AUGCAAGACGGCUCGUGCGUCUUGGCAGUUUUUGUGCUGCUCUGCAGUGGUGGCCUGGCCCAGUUGCAGGUUCAGGCUCAGAGUGGCUAUAAUUAUGGGCGACCCGAGGUGGCUAAUGUAGGCGGAGUGACUGCCGGAGGGCGCCUGACCCCUGGUCCAUAUCCGACAGCAGCUGCUCUUCCUCUGACCCCGGCUCCCGCUACUACUGCCUACGGAGCGGGCUUGUUUCCCUCACCCGCCGUGGGAUUCACACCCAGUGGACAGGCCACAACCGCUUUCGGAGCACCUGCCGCCGUUGGAGCCAGUAGUCCGGCUAGGAGGCUACCGACUCCCGCAGGCAUUCCCGCCACGUCAUCUCGCUCCGGACCUUAUGGACCCCAGACGCCGCAGUAUGGAAAUGCACCUGGAUCGGGUGUGAUUUCCUCCCGAACUCAAAGUGGAAGUGGCGACGGCAGGGAUUACAGCGAAGAUGCCGACGGCGAUUACUCCGCCAUUCCGGGUGUGCCAGGGGUGGACUACCCCAUCUAUGCCCAAGUGCCACGGACCAAUUUCGACUGCUCCCAGCAGGCCCUCCCCGGAUACUACGCCGACAUCGAGGCCCAGUGCCAGGUUUUCCACAUCUGCGCCCUGAAUCGAACAUAUUCCUUCUUGUGCCCCAACGGGACGGUUUUCAGUCAGGAGACUCUGGUCUGUGUUUGGUGGAAUCAGUACGACUGUGUUUCUGCUCCCAGCCUGUAUGCAAACAAUGCCUACAUCUACGACUACUCUGGAGGAAGUGGCUCUAAUGUGAACGGAAAUGUGAAUGCCAACGCCUAUCGUCCGGCUGCAGCUACAACGACCGCCUUUGGGGCACCAGUAGCCACCACCGGAACUCUUCGGGCAACUGGAAUACCUCCUGGCUACAGCUCUGGACGCACCGGUUCCUAUCCAUCAGCCACACCAACUCCUGCUGCCCAAGCCCAGAGUCCAUAUGGUGCUGGCGCUGUACUGCGUCCCGCAAUCGUUCCAGGAGCUGUGGUUCCGUCGUCCACCAAUCGCCUGGUUCCCACUGCAGCGGCAGCCGGACUUCUUGCCACAGCCGCCGGAGCUAUUCCCGAUAACCAGGUGGCCGGAGGUUUCGGACAACAACAGCAGUCUCAGAUCGUGGCAAGUGGCAACCGAGAGUACCUGCCACCGGCCUCGGCUGGACAGCAACGGCAGCGUGGCUCCACCAACGCAUAG
This is a messenger RNA of Drosophila bipectinata, 1221 nucleotides long. RefSeq lists its product as uncharacterized. NCBI's taxonomy places the organism in Eukaryota, Metazoa, Arthropoda, Insecta, Diptera, Drosophilidae. The record is from RefSeq and is a predicted model, not a curated record. Gene Ontology annotation, molecular function: chitin binding. Gene Ontology annotation, cellular component: extracellular region.